Aureobasidium namibiae CBS 147.97 is the source of this 918-nucleotide messenger RNA. RefSeq names its product ribosomal protein S7. The transcript is spliced from 3 exons. The record is from RefSeq and is a predicted model, not a curated record. Gene Ontology annotation, cellular component: ribosome. NCBI's taxonomy places the organism in Eukaryota, Fungi, Ascomycota, Dothideomycetes, Dothideales, Saccotheciaceae. The coding region runs from base 1 to 918 and encodes 305 amino acids. Gene Ontology annotation, molecular function: mRNA binding; rRNA binding; structural constituent of ribosome. Gene Ontology annotation, biological process: ribosomal small subunit assembly; translation.
AUGAACCAGCAAGAGCACAUCAGCGAGGAGGCAGCAAAGAUCGAGAAGAUUCGAGGAGGCUCAGGUCCGGACUUGGAGAUGGGUACACCGGUGCAGGAGCUGCUCGAGGAAGACAAGGAAGCACAAAAGAAGGCACCCCAAGUGCUCAAGGACAGCAUCAAGGCUGGCGCAACCCCUCCCAAGCCUUCGCAAUCCCGCUCUUUCUCAACAUAUGCCCGCCGUAACCAGGGGCUGAGCGAGCACAACGACAACCCCUUCGACGAUGCCAUCAUCGCGAACACAAACUUUGGUACGCAACAGCUCGCUGGGCCUGCCACUCCCGUUACUGUUGCCCCCGUCGGUCACAAGUUUGGUCUUCCUGCUCUGCCGCUCCCCAGCAAUGCACACAAGGACUACCGCUACGAUCCCGUUAUUCGCCAAUUCACAAACUUGAUGAUGCUGCACGGCAAGCUCAGUGUCGCUCAGCGCAACAUGUCCAUCAUCCUGACGUAUUUGCGCACCCAGUCUCCUCCAAACUACAGUCCUACUAGACCUCUGCUACCCGGUGCUCCCCCACCAUCCCACCUUCCUUUGAACCCUGUCCUUUAUCUCACACUUGCCGUCGACAGCAUCGCCCCUCUGUUGCGCAUUCGCUCGCAACGCGGUGCCGCCGGUGGUGGUGUUGCCCUGCAGAUCCCCGUCCCGCUUGGUCUCCGUCAACGCCGUCGUACUGCCUUUGAAUGGAUUUUGGACGCUGCUUCCAAGCGCAAGUCUCGCGGCAGUGGUCGCGACAUGUUUGCUCUGCGCGUUGCCGAGGAGAUUGUCGCCAUCAUCGAGGGCCGCAGCUCGGCUUGGGAGAAGCGAACAGGUAUCCACAAGAUUGCCACUACUGCCAGAAGUAACUUGAACUUGGGCAAGCCUGGUGGUCCUAGAAGGUAG